AUGGGUCACGGCCGUGCGUUGCAGUCGUUAAGUUACUAUUUGCUGGAGAAUGACGAUGAUAUGUUUGCCACUUGCGAAUCAUGUCGUCGGUUUUAUGAAUCGUACUUGGUUGCAAUAAAGGAUAUGGUUGUUCGUGGUGCACCAGCUAUCGCCAUAGCUGCUGCUCUCUCAUUGGCAGUGGAAGUUUCGAAUUUGGAAGCAUUUAGCGGGACAGCCAUUGAUGCUGCAUAUUUCCUCAGCAAGAAAUUGGAUUAUCUUGUCUCAAGCCGCCCGACAGCUGUCAAUCUCUCAGAUGCUGCAACUAAACUCAAGGAAAUCGUGCAUGAAGCUGCAACCACUGCUUCUGAAGCUCAGGCCGUGUUUCAGACUUAUAUUGAAGCUGCUGAAGUUAUGCUUGAAGACGAUGUUGCUUCAAACAUGGCAAUUGGACACUAUGGGGCUAGUUUCCUUCAGAAGCAGCAGGGAAACCACAAAACCUUGUCUGUUUUGACCCAUUGUAACACAGGCAGCUUGGCAACAGCUGGAUAUGGAACUGCUCUAGGCGUGAUUCGUGCUCUCCAUGAAGAAGGGGUUCUCGAGAGGGCUUACUGUACAGAAACACGCCCAUUUAAUCAAGGGUCGAGACUCACAGCCUUCGAGCUGGUGCACGAAAACAUUCCGGCCACCCUAAUAGCCGACUCAGCCGCCGCAGCACUUAUGAAAGCUGGGCGAGUGAGUGCCGUCAUUGUCGGUGCCGACCGUGUGGCGGCUAACGGUGAUACUGCCAACAAGAUAGGGACCUACAGCCUUGCCCUGUCGGCAAAACACCACGGAAUCCCGUUUUACGUGGCGGCCCCACUUACGUCCAUUGACCUGUCCCUUUCUUCCGGUCAGGAGAUUGUUAUUGAGGAAAGAUCGGCUAAGGAGCUACUGAAUGCACGCGGAGGAUUGGGCGAACAGGUGGCGGCUCCCGGAGUUUCCGUUUGGAAUCCGGCGUUUGAUGUCACACCCGCUGAUGUCAUCAGCGGGCGUGAUUACGAAAAACGGGACCGAUACAUUCGACAUCAAAAGAUUCACACAGAGGGUAGCAAGCAAUUAUCCAUGACGAGGAAUGUAUCUUAA
Striga hermonthica is the source of this 1101-nucleotide messenger RNA. The record is from the annotation of a GenBank genome assembly. Lineage: Eukaryota; Viridiplantae; Streptophyta; Magnoliopsida; Lamiales; Orobanchaceae.